Messenger RNA from Cynara cardunculus var. scolymus (artichoke), 1246 nucleotides. RefSeq names its product BTB/POZ domain-containing protein At1g55760-like. Gene Ontology annotation, molecular function: protein binding. NCBI's taxonomy places the organism in Eukaryota, Viridiplantae, Streptophyta, Magnoliopsida, Asterales, Asteraceae. The transcript has 4 exons. Bases 194 to 1180 code for a protein of 328 amino acids. The record is from RefSeq and is a predicted model, not a curated record.
GAAUCCAAUUUUUUUGGUUUCAGUCACACACAGUGAGUGGUGAACUGUGUUUUUUUUUUUUUUUUUGUGUAUAUGAAGAGUUGCCGGCCGGAGAGAAUUCCGGCAAGACAAUCUGGGAAAGCACGGCGAGUUGUUGUUGGACGGGAUUUUCGACUGCUUCCAUGAAAUCACAACGGCGUUGGCUUUCGCUAGGAUGAACGAUUCGGCUUAUCGGGUGGAUACGACUUCACGCCUUGCUCAAUGGCGAAUCGACAACUUGGCGGCUUUUACGUACCGGAAAUCGAAUCCGUUUCGGAUCGGGAAAUGGAAUUGGCAUUUAGCUGUGGAGAAGAAUCGAACCUUAUUGAUUAAGCUGUAUCCAGAGAUAUCAAAUUUAACUCAAGACGGCCCUCCGAUUGUUUCCUUCAUCAUUCGACUCGUCUCGUUAUCCGAAGGUCGCAAGGUUUUGGUUCAUCCCGAAAUUAGGGAUAAACAGCUAAAAAGUAGCGAUGAUUUUGUUUGGGCACUCGAGGUUCCAUUCACAGGGAAGUUCAUCAUCGAUGUUGAAUUUCUUGACCUGAAGACCGCAUCUCCCCAAGGCGGUGAAUCGUGCUCCAUCUGGGCGGAAGGGGUGGCGCAAAAGGAAUCAUAUGCAACCGCCCUUACCUCUCUUGGUCGAAUGCUAUCAGAAAGCAUUCACACAGAUAUCAUCAUCAAUGCUGCCGAUGGAAGCAUUGGGGCCCACCGUGCAGUCCUUGCUGCACGGUCCCCAGUCUUUUAUAGCAUGUUCUCUCAUGACUUGAAAGAAAAAGAGCUCUCCACCAUUAACAUUCCUGAUAUGUCCAUUGAAGCUUGCCAAGCUUUUCUCAGCUCAUUAUACGGUAACAUAGGGAACAAAGAUUUUCUCACUUACAGGCUCGAUCUUCUUAGAGCGGCUGAUAAGUACGAAGUUUUGGACCUAAAAGAGGCGUGUCACGAUAGUCUUUUGGAAGAUAUCAACACAAAGAACGUGUUGGUGAGGCUCCAAAACGCUAAAUUAUACAGUCUACAAAGGCUGAAGAUUUGUUGCAUGCAUUAUCUCGUUAAGUUCGGUAAGAUAUACGAGAUUCAAGAAGAAUUCAGUACAUUUAUACAAUCGGGAGACAGAGAACUGAUAUGGGAAGUCUUUAAUGAAGUUCUUUCCAUAUGGAAAGGUUUCUGAGAUGCUAUUUUGCUAUGUCUAAUGAUUCGCCAUUUCUGGUGUACUAUAAGAUCCGAUCUUUCUGGU